UAGUGUGUAUGAAUCCACAGUUUCUCAUCUCGCGCAGGAACUAAGGCAUCCUUGACAACAAUCGCCGGUUGACUGUUGUUUGUGUGUUGACGCUUUUGUUUACUUUUUGUGCUUUCCCGACCGUUCAUUUUAUUCAUAUAGUGUUUUAAACAUUCAAAUAAUCGUUUUAAAAACGUUUAACCACAUUAUAGCAGAAAAUUCUCUCGGUCCCACCAUUUGCCGCCCCAUAUCACUCAAGUUGUUUUUUUGUAACGUGACAUGCAUCUGUAAAGGGGUUGUCAAGCUUAAAACAUCUACAGCGGCUCCAUGGAACCCAGUAACGAUGUGGCGCUUGAUAUCAUCGUUUCCAAUGUCGUAUCUGUCUUCAGAACCAGGUGCCAUCUAAACCUGCGUACCAUCGGCCUUGAGGGGACUAAUGUCAUCUACAAGCCUGAAGUGGGAAAGGUCCUGAUGAAGCUGCGAAAACCACGUAUUACUGCCUCUAUAUGGUCAUCAGGGAAAAUUAUUUGCACUGGAGCAACAAGUGAGGAGGAAGCCAAACUGGGUGCUCGACGGUUGGCCCGCUGUCUGCAGAAGAUUGGAUUCAAGGUGAGAUUCUCAGACUUUAAGGUUGUCAAUGUGCUGGCUGUGUGCUCCAUGCCUUUUCAAAUCCGUCUCAUUGAGUUCACUAAGAAUAAUCGGCCCAUUGCCAGCUAUGAACCCGAGAUCCACCCUGCUGCGUCAUACAGAAUCAAAAACCUCAGGAGUACAGUGCAGGUGUUUUCCACAGGCAAUAUCACUGUUACAGGACCAAAUGUUCAGAGUGUGGCAUCUGCCGUGGAGCAGAUUUAUCCUCUGCUGUUUGAGUGUCGGAAAACACUGUCAUAAACCACACACACACAUGCGUAGGCACCGGUUUGAAAUUAAAAGCACCUUAUCAUUGAAUGUUCUUAAGGCUUGUAACUGUUGUACUGUAUGUGUCUCCAAGGCAGCUUUUGCCAUUUCACGUCCAAGCGGGUCUAGGUCGUGUGUUUUCAGAGUCAUGCCUUUGAACGUUGACUUUGGUGUUCGGACCCCAUGACAAUUACAGACGACCUCUUAAAGCUCAGAAGAGGACCAUUAGUGCAUUGACAUUGUGUUGCUGGCAUUGUGUAGUUUAUAAACACUUGAAUUAACUGUAUUAUAAUGCAUGGACACCAAAGUAAAAACUGGCAAGCAGUGAUAUUUAAAGAUCGCAUUUUACUGAUUUCAGUUUCAACUUCUUGGAAAUUUUAACUUAAGUUGAUUCUAGUGAUGUCUUCACGGCUCAUUUAAUGAUACUAUAAGUCAGAAGCAAGAGGUUAAAGGGCAAACACUUCACAUUUAAACAGCAGGUGAUGCAUAUCUGUUGUAUGCUGUGGACAAGAACACUCUGGGUUGUUAAGGAGUCUUUGGUCCAUAUGUUUAUGUAAUAUGUGAAAAAUUUUUGUAUUUUAUAAUAAACAAAAUAAAAAAAUAACCCCUA
Megalobrama amblycephala (Wuchang bream) is the source of this 1483-nucleotide messenger RNA. RefSeq names its product TBP-like 1 (gene tbpl1). NCBI's taxonomy places the organism in Eukaryota, Metazoa, Chordata, Actinopteri, Cypriniformes, Xenocyprididae. The transcript is spliced from 7 exons. Gene Ontology annotation, biological process: DNA-templated transcription initiation. The coding region runs from base 307 to 867 and encodes 186 amino acids. Gene Ontology annotation, molecular function: general transcription initiation factor activity; DNA binding. The record is from RefSeq and is a predicted model, not a curated record.